This is a messenger RNA of Symbiodinium sp. CCMP2592, 711 nucleotides long. The record is from the annotation of a GenBank genome assembly. NCBI's taxonomy places the organism in Eukaryota, Dinophyceae, Suessiales, Symbiodiniaceae.
AUGCCUCCUGCCUCACAGCCUGCUCCGUCGGCAAACUCCGGACUGCCUGCCGGCAUUCUUGAGAAAUGGCAAAAAUCUGUCGACAAACAGCUCAACGACAAUCCGCACACAGAGAAGGUAGACGAGCUUGCAGCAUCGGGAGAGUUGGCACUGGAGAAGGAGUGGCGUGGUGCCGGGCAGCAGCGCAAAUGUCAUGUCAUCGAGCGAUUCUUUCCCAUCUUGGGGGACGACAAUGCGAAAGUCAAGGUGCACUAUGCAGGCCAGGGCGAUGUCGUGCCAGCAGAACUUGCAAAACACUUCGAGGAGCUAAUGGCGGCCUUGGCGCGGAACGAAGACGUCUUUGAUCGGGCUGCGACAGAGGCGAACGCCGCGAAAGCAGCCGAAGCUGCCGGCACGAUGGAUGAUGAGAUGCGGCAGUACCAGUUGGCGUUGGAUCAGGCCAUUUCUGAAAUGGGUGCGAUUUGCACCAAGUGCUAUGGCGAUUUCGACGACACCAAGCUGUACGGUGCCAAGCUGAAGAAAGCUCGACUUGGAGGUGUCAACUUGGCCGGAGCGCAGCUGCAGGGUGCCGCAUUGGACAACGGCGAGCUGAUUGGUGCCCGGCUUGCUUCGGCGAAUUUGACGGGUGCCGCCCUGGCUUGGACCGACAUUACACAAGGCUCGGGAGAGCUCGAGAUGGAGAGGUUUGUGUUAUUGAGUUCGAUGUCUUAA